Molecule: messenger RNA, 1092 nt
Organism: Eimeria necatrix
Lineage: Eukaryota; Apicomplexa; Conoidasida; Eucoccidiorida; Eimeriidae
Exons: 3
Coding region: 1-1092 (363 amino acids)
Source: RefSeq, a predicted model, not a curated record
AUGCUGCGGAGUUCUCUUCAAAAAAUCCUCGACGGCAAGUGCCUCGAGGAGUUCGCGGAGAAGUGCCAAAAGGACCCUCAGGGGGACUUCUGUCGCCCCGCAGUGGCCCGCCAGGUGGAGGUGGCCCCGGGGGCCCCCGGGGUUUUGGGGGGGGCCCUCGAGGGGGAGCCCAGGGGGGCCUCCGGGGGCCCCCAGUGGCGCUGCUAUGCAGCAGCAAGUCUCAACUUUGCUGCUGUUUCCACGGAGUGCACAGACGACUGCGGGGAGCCCAUGAACUGCUUAGGGGCCUCAAAUUCCCAAAGCAAAUUCUUUCUUGAAGUUCCUGAUUUGCAAGUUCUUCUUGAAAAUUACCAGCCGGCCACUUGCAUUAUGGCGGUGGUGCUUGCAGUGACUCUGCAGGAACAACUGAACACCAAGUGCCACGCCCUCAGCAACCGCCUCUGCCAGGAGGGCAAUACUAUUCUGUGUCAAAACCCCGCAGUCUACGCGCGGCGCUUCCCCUCGAGCAGCGGCCGCCUCGGAGUCUGGCGCUGCUACGCAGGGGCCACCAUGGACCUCAAUGCCCACAGCCUGGCUUGCGUCACCAACUGCGGGGACCCCAUGAACUGCCCGGGAAUGCUCACCCACGUCUCUCCGAUUUACUUCAGCAGCGACUCCGACAUGGUGGCAAUCAUCGACCACGACAAGGUCAGGUUCUGCGGAAACUCGCGCUCCCGGCUGUCCACCACCGCGGCGGCCAGCGGCCUGCAGACGCUGCUGGACGCGGAGUGCCUGAAGCUGCACGCGAAAUCGUGCAUGGAAGGGCAACAGCAGUUCUGCCAGCCCGCCGUGUCGCGUUUCAAAAACGACGGGGCCUCGGGGAAGUCCUUCAGCUGCUACAAAACCAACGACCUCAACUACGCCACCACUGACAACAGCUGUGUGGACAACUGCGGCAACCCAGUCGCAUGCGCUGGCGCCGUUGGCUACGCCAGCGUUUACGGCGAAGAGCAAACGAAGCUCCGCCAGGUUGUAGAAACCAUGGCGGACGCUAUGUGCAGCAUCAGCGUAGGACUUUUGGUCGCUAAAAUUCGCAGGAGUCGAUUCCCAUGA